Molecule: messenger RNA, 2046 nt
Organism: Hyaena hyaena (striped hyena)
Lineage: Eukaryota; Metazoa; Chordata; Mammalia; Carnivora; Hyaenidae
Gene: FUT1
Product: fucosyltransferase 1 (H blood group)
Exons: 2
Coding region: 118-1338 (406 amino acids)
Biological process (GO): carbohydrate metabolic process
Cellular component (GO): membrane
Molecular function (GO): galactoside 2-alpha-L-fucosyltransferase activity
Source: RefSeq, a predicted model, not a curated record
GGCUCCGCCUCCGACCUACCUGCCCAGUUCGGGAGGGGCGGAGACUGUGAGUCUCCGAACCGCGCCCAUCUCCUUCCUCCCUUCCCCGAGCCCUUGGAGCCAGUCGGGGGAGGCGGCAUGGAGGGGAGGGCAGCCGAGCCUUGGGUCCCGGAGUCCGGGGUUCCGGGGGCGGCCGGAUGUGGGCUGCACUUGCGGUCGGCACGCUCCAGCCUCUCUAAGCCCACUGUGGAUCCGCCACCCGCCAGGAGCUCAGCCAUGUGGGCCCCCAGCCGACGGCAGCUCUGCCUGACCUUCAUCCUGGUCUGUGUCCUUUCGGCCAUCUUAUUCCUCCACGGCCACCAAGACCUCUUCCACAAUGGCCUAGCCCUGACGGCCCUGUGUCCAGACCGCCGCCUGAUGACGUCCCCUGUGGCCAUCUUCCACCUGUCCCCCAACGCCUCCUCCUUCUGUCUCAAGCCCCCUGCGUCCCUCUCGGGAACCUGGACCAUCCACCCAGACGGCCGGUUCGGUAACCAGAUGGGGCAGUAUGCCACACUCCUGGCCCUGGCCCAGCUCAACGGGCGCCGGGCCUUCAUCCUGCCCUCCAUGCACACCGCCCUCGCCCCCGUGUUCCGCAUCACCCUGCCCGUGCUGGCGCCUGACGUGGACAGCCACACGCCCUGGCGGGAGCUCGAGCUACACGACUGGAUGUCACAGGAGUAUGCCCACUUGACGGACCCCUUGCUGAAGCUCACGGGCUUCCCCUGCUCCUGGACCUUCUUCCACCACCUCCGGGAACAGAUCCGCAGGGAAUUCACCCUGCACGACCACCUUCGUCGGGAGGCCCAGGGUCUGCUGAGUGGGCUCCGCCUGGGCCGCACCGGGGACCCCCCGCGCACCUUUGUGGGUGUCCACGUGCGCCGUGGGGACUACCUCCAGGUGAUGCCCCUCCGCUGGAAGGGGGUGGUAGGCGAUCGCGCUUACCUCCAGCAGGCUAUGGACUGGUUCCGGGCGCGGCACGAAGACCCCAUCUUUGUGGUCACCAGCAACGGUAUGGAGUGGUGCCGGGAAAAUAUGGACACCUCCCGGGGGGAUGUGAUUUUUGCCGGCAACGGGCAGGAGGGCUCGCCGGGGAGGGACUUCGCGCUGCUGACGCAGUGCAACCACACCAUCAUGACCAUCGGCACCUUUGGGUUCUGGGCCGCCUACCUGACUGGUGGGGACACUGUGUACCUGGCCAACUUCACCCUGCCUGACUCCAGCUUCCUGAAGAUCUUUAAGCCCGAGGCUGCCUUCUUGCCCGAGUGGGUGGGCAUUAACGCAGACUUGUCUUCCCUCCAGUCACCGGCCGGGCCUUGAGCAGCAGGGCAACUUUUCUGGAAUAGCUCAGGCCAGCAUUCUGCGUCUCCGGAGGCCUAGAAGCUUCCGGAGAAGGUCGUGGUACCUGUAGCAGGCGGGCACCCGCUGCUAGGGUAAUUCUAGUCGGCUAGACUUUGAGAAAAAGGACAGCUUUCUGUAACUGCCUGGACGUUCUAGAACCAGCGGGAGAUCUUUUCCUGAUGCCCGGCAACGUCCAGAGAGGCUCCUGUCAGCUCUGGAAGGCAAUGCCUCACCUGCUCUUCCCAGCACGUGUCCAGGGCACGUCUGGAGGGUUGUACCCCAACAACAGGGAGCUCUCCCCUUCUAAUGUUGCCUCUGGUCUUUUCUAGAAGAGAAAUUCAAUCCUCAGGACUGAAAGAACUUAUGGGUUUUCCAGACCUCAUCAACUCCCCUGCUGUGUUUCUGGAGUAGUUCUAGAGAGGGCCAGGGGUGAGGCUUGUGACGAAACCCUACAGGGCUCCUCCGGAGGGAGUGAGGUUCUGGAAUUCCAGAGAAUCUUAGGAAGGUACAGUCAGAAGCUCAACCCCUCAGCCACUGCCAGAAAGACUGGCGGAACACACAGUAUCCAUCCUGUGAGCAGGUGGGAAGUCUGUCCAAUCUCUCAGCCCUUGGGGAAGGGGGGAGGGAAAAGACAAAGACUCUUUUUUGAAAUUACAAAAAGAUUUUUUUUUUUUGAGAGAGAGAAAG